UUGGAAACGAUAAAAGUAAAGAAAUAUACGACCUGCUGGAUAACUUAUACUCAUGCAACUUCCGGCCGAUGGAAACUGCCGUAGCAGAAAAUGCCACGCCGAAUUAUUCAGGUACGAACUGGAAACCUUACCUGAACUGCCGAGACAAGAACCAAACAGUGUCGUCAUGCCUGACAAUAAUGGAAGAUAUCUGUAGACGUUCAAAGCACCGGGCAACUAAGAUUGUCCGAUUAACAGUCGAUAACUUGGAAUAUGUUCUAGAACAUCGACCGAACUUAAAGGCUAUACAUCUUAUACGAGAUCCACGUGCAAUCAUUAAUUCAAGAAUCACCACAAAGUGGUAUAAUUUAAAUGUUUCGGAGCAAACGAUUAAAAGUGAUGCACAUGAGCUAUGCAGUAGGGUUAAAUACGACUUAAUCCAAGGGGAAAAGUUAAAGCAAAAAUAUCCUCAAAGAUUUUCGUUUAUAAUGUAUGAGGAUUUGCAGACUGAUCUAAAAACUAAAACAGAAAUGUUAUAUUCAUAUUUUGGCAUUGGCAAGUCAGACGUAAAGUCAAAAGCGGAAAAUAAUACAGAAAUUUUGCAGGAGGAACACAAAGUGAACAGAACACAUGGCGAUUAUACAAACUGGUGGAGAUUCCAAUUAUCGUUUAGGACAUUAAAUGUUGUUGACAGCGUUUGUGGAAACGUUCUUUCAUUUUUAGGGUACAAAAUAUUUUUGAAUGAAUCAGAGCUUAGGAACGUGUCAAAUAAAGCAUUUAAGUUCCAGAAAGAGCUGCUGAUAAGCAACUUGAAUGAAAGCGGGUUCUAUGAUUUUAAGGCUUUGCGUAACCAGAGGCCUUUUAGAAGGAAAAUUGAUAUUAUUCCAAAGCAAGGCAACGAAAUCACGGAGCACAAAACUCUUUUAAUUUAAGAGUAAAAGCAAAUAUAACCCGACAUUAAUGACAUCGGUUAAUACCAAGGUGACUUAGGUGAGAUAUGUUACCUUAUGAUAUUA
Molecule: messenger RNA, 995 nt
Organism: Mercenaria mercenaria
Lineage: Eukaryota; Metazoa; Mollusca; Bivalvia; Venerida; Veneridae
Product: carbohydrate sulfotransferase 1-like
Exons: 2
Coding region: 69-911 (280 amino acids)
Biological process (GO): sulfur compound metabolic process; N-acetylglucosamine metabolic process
Molecular function (GO): N-acetylglucosamine 6-O-sulfotransferase activity
Source: RefSeq, a predicted model, not a curated record